This is a messenger RNA of Diaporthe amygdali, 1449 nucleotides long. RefSeq lists its product as uncharacterized. The record is from RefSeq and is a predicted model, not a curated record. The transcript has 3 exons. The coding region runs from base 1 to 1449 and encodes 482 amino acids. Lineage: Eukaryota; Fungi; Ascomycota; Sordariomycetes; Diaporthales; Diaporthaceae.
AUGGUCUUGAAAGUCUUGACGACGGGCUCCAUCGCUGGUCCUGUUCCUUCCCACUACGAUGCAAGUACUACAAAAGGAGCAGAACCUACGGGACAAUAUGAAGGGGCCAACAACAAAGCACCAGCCCGUGUCUCUGGUGAAGCUCACAAGCGUUUCGUGGUUGUCACGACUUUGCUCAGUCUGAUUGACCCGAAGAAGUUUCUGGACUCUUUCGCCCUGAUAUCCUCAACUUCAAGGACAGGCGGUGACACUGCUUCAGCAGUUUGUCUGGAGCAAGGCCAUCCUAGCGGGACUAUCUUGCGUCUUGCCCGGAAUCGUGGUAUUCCCGAGAAGCUUGUGAACCAGCUUCAGGAAGUUCUGGAUGAUCUUACCACGAUUGCCUUGGGAGAGAAGACAGCAAGAGACCUGGAGUACGGCAUCCUGCGCAAGGUCAUCAUCUUAACUGAGGACAAGAUUUGGUCUGUCUUGGAGAAGCUUCACCACCCAGAAGUCCUCGACACCAUCCAAUGUGCGACUGAUAGGAUGUUGGAGAAAAUUUCAGCCUCGAAUGAUGCUGAGGAAAUGACUUUCAAGCAAUGGGUCUCUAACCUACCUUUGUUGGUGUCUCUCGACCUCAGUUCAGAUCCUGAUGAGCUCAUCCCACAUAUCAAAUGGGCAUCACAAGCCAGAUGGGUCUAUUCGGAAGAAUUGGAGAAUUUCUUCGGAUGCGAGGAUGGGGAAUUGCCUCUCUGGCUUAAGCACAUCUAUAAGAUUGGGCGAUAUUACGCAGCAACGAAGGCGAUGCUCAAAUUGGCCAGAAAGCAGCCGGCUGUAUUCACUCGCAUUCAUGUUGAGCCUGUAGAUGCUCCCGAACCAGAGAAAUUUUCACUAGGGAACGAGAGAACUCCUCUUCUUACCGUGCUGAAGAAGAUCACCAAGGCUGACCCCGAAAAGCUCAAGGAGAAGUUAGGCAAAACCUGGUUCACGGAUGAUCCGGAGACCAGACUACGCCGAGCUUGCCGCAUGACACUCACUGUGCAUGCCGAGAUGCAGCUCCUCAGUUUUUACGACCACAGACCUCAUUUGACACCUCGGCUGGUAUUCAUGGGUACCAGCAAGAAAGCAUGCUACCUCUGCCACGAGUUCAUGUCCCGCCAUCCGCUCACCAUCGGUGUUUCUGCAACCCACCAGAAGCUGUACCCGACUUGGAUGCCUGCUCCGUGCUCUUCGGCCGUGCGGAAGAAGCACAAAGUCCUUCUUUGGGAAUUCAGUCGACACCUCGAACAAACGACUGCGCGUGAUCUUGAGACCAGACUGGGGAUUCAGCGGCCGGCGACCAUGGAUUCUACGGCUGGACCAUCACUGACAACGACUGGGACGGUUUCGACGGACUUCUGGUUUCAAAAUUUGUCUCUGGUUGCUCGCGAUGGGAGCGAGAAUGCUGCUUUCGAAGAGUCCGACAAGGAGUAG